Messenger RNA from Myotis lucifugus (little brown bat), 1803 nucleotides. RefSeq names its product coiled-coil domain containing 92 (gene CCDC92). Bases 413 to 1255 code for a protein of 280 amino acids. The record is from RefSeq and is a predicted model, not a curated record. Lineage: Eukaryota; Metazoa; Chordata; Mammalia; Chiroptera; Vespertilionidae. Gene Ontology annotation, cellular component: centriole. The transcript is spliced from 4 exons.
AAACAUUUUUAAAAACCCACACACAGCACCUGCGCAACUUGCGUCCGGACCUCAGCCAGCCUCGCUCGUUCUGAACAGCAGGCCUUCUUACCCGGGUUUUGUGGGGAGUUCUCCUCCCCUGGCACUUCGUGUGCGAUUCACUGAAGAACGAGAAUGGGGGGUUCUGGGAGUUCUCUCCCUCCCUGACAUCACAAAGAACCAGUGAGUGGAGAGAACCUCAGGGGAGUCGGGCUGAAAUGUCACCUGGAAAACGUGCCUGACUCACCCCUCACGGCACAGGAAGUCACGGAGAGGACACGGAAGCAGGUGACUCAUCCCUGCCGGGACUGUGGGCCGCUGAUGGCAGGUGGACAUGCUGACGCCGUCCGAGCACAGUUCUAGGAAAUGACCAUCUAGGUCACCGCGUGUCAGCAUGGCGGCCGCAAACCUGGAGAACCAGCUGCAGAGCGCGCAGAAGAACCUGCUGUUCCUGCAGCGGGAGCACGCGGGCACGCUCAAGGGCCUGCACGCCGAGAUCCGGCGGCUGCAGCAGCACUGCACAGAUUUAACGUACGAGCUGACACUCAAAAGCUCAGAACAGACAGGGGGACGGACGCAGCAGCAGCGACCUGCAGAGACGCUGCGAGGACCUGGAGGCGCAGCUGAGGGCGAAGGAGCAGGAGCACGAGGAGCUGCUGCGCGAGCUGGAGCAGAGGAACGCGGCCAUCGCGGUGCUGGAGACCACCGUGCGGGAGCGGGAGAAGCGGUACCUGGAGGAGCUCAAGCUCAAGAGCCACAAGCUGAACAUGCUGUCGGGGGAGCUGGAGCAGCGCGCGGGCACCAUCGCCUACCUGACCGCGCAGCUGCACGCCACCCAGCGGAAGCUGCUCAGCUCCAGCGGGACCUCGGACGGCAGCCCCGGCGGCAGCCCCGUGCUGGCCGGCUACAGGCCCGCGCCCCCCAGGGACAAGCUGCCCGAGACGCCCCGCCGCCGCAUGAAAAAGAGCCUCUCCGCCCCCCUGCACCCCGAAUUCGACGAGGUCUACAGAUUUGGGGCCGAGAGCCGGAAACUCCUUUUGCGGGAACCGGUGGAUGCCAUGCCCGACCCCACCCCGUUCCUGCUGGCCAGGGAGUCGGCCGAAGUCCACCUCAUCAAGGAGAGGCCCCUGGUCAUCCCCCCCAUCGCUUCCGACCGCAGCUCCGGCGAGAAGCACAAGGUCCACGUGGGCGUGGCCCACCGCAUCCACCACGCGGUCCCGCCGCAGGCACAGCCUGAGGUGGAGACGCUGGCGGUGGACCAGGUGCGCGGGGGCGCGGGCGUCAGGAAGAACUCGGGGACGGACAGAACUGUGUGAGGCUGCCACGCCCGCCGCUGUCCACACUGUGAUCACCGCUGCGGAACGCCCACACGCCGUUUGUUUAGUUUCCAUGCAUGCCACACUCAGACCCGCCACCGUUCCCCUCCCACCCCCCGUCUCUCACCCACGUGCUCGUGUCCCGCUACAGCUCCUGUAGCAGCUGUGCCCCACGCCUGUGCCGCAUGGCCUGCUUCCCGCACACCCGUGUCCCGGCGCGUGGACAGCGGCCCGCAGGCUGCAUGCUGCUCAGUGUCAACGUGGUCAGAUAGCCACUCCCAUGGAGACCCCUCACCUCCUGACAGGCCUUUCCCGGCGGCCCCGGCGGCAGGUGUAUGUGUAUGUCACGGGAACUAAAUAAGAUGACGUUGCUUCUCAUAUCACCGCAACCUGAAUGUGUGUUCAUAUUUUUUGUUAAGUUUUAGCCGAAAUGUUCAAGAUCCCAACAAACUUUAUUUUCUAAACCUGC